Messenger RNA from Prorocentrum cordatum, 606 nucleotides. NCBI's taxonomy places the organism in Eukaryota, Dinophyceae, Prorocentrales, Prorocentraceae. The record is from the annotation of a GenBank genome assembly.
GUGGCUUCGCUUGUCGGGGUGCCUCUCAUGAGGGUGGGCCUUUUGCCCUCUAACAUCAGCGCCUUGCCGCUGUGCCCGACGCGGGCGCUCGGUGCGUGCACUCGGGGCGGCUUCGGCGUAGCUCCAGCGCGGAGCCGACGCCGAGCCGACGAGGCCAACCUGGAGAUCCGACGCGGCCUCGAGGGCGCGAACCUGCUCAUCCAGAAUCUGGACGAGUACACGAGCGAGGACACCCUGAGGGAGCUCUUCGAGCCCUUCGGAGCCGUCACGUCGGUGGCGCUGCCCCAGACCGAGCAGGGCCGGGGCCAGGGGUUCGGCUUCGUGAGCUUCGCCAGCAGGGACUCGGCCACGAAGGCGAUCAGCGAGAUGCAUCUGAAGAUCGUCAAGGGCCAGCCGUUGCACGUGGCCCUGCUGGCAGCGAAGUCGACGGAGCCGCCCAAGGUGCUGGACGUGGCGCCGCUCGUCCAGAACGCACACAAGAAACCGGACGUCAGCACGAGGCCGCCGCAGUUCAGCUUCCGCGACACCGCGUCGGCGCUCUGGCACAGGCUUGGCAUCGUCGGCGGGAACUUCGGAAGCAACGUCUUCUUCCCCGAGGACGACGAG